AUGAUCAAACGCGAAGAUGAUGAUCCUAAUGAGACGAGAAAUGACGAGGAUGAGGUGGAUAACGGCGAGCGAUCGCUCGACUCUGAGCAGAACAAUGAUGGCGGUUGUUGGGUUGACAUCCCCAUAGAUGCUGGAGAUAUACGAGCGAAUAAUAGGCAUGAAUUGGUGAGUGCUGCAAUUCGUGAUGGAGUGAAAAAUAUCGCAAUUGCUCUCGAUACGGACAAAGACAUUACGGCGCUUGAUGAUGAUGUCGAAAAUCAGAUGGAACAAACGAACAAUUUAUUAGCUGAAACAAAGGUAUACCGUUGA
Molecule: messenger RNA, 309 nt
Organism: Anisakis simplex (herring worm)
Lineage: Eukaryota; Metazoa; Nematoda; Chromadorea; Rhabditida; Anisakidae
Source: the annotation of a GenBank genome assembly